Molecule: messenger RNA, 169 nt
Organism: Amoebophrya sp. A25
Lineage: Eukaryota; Dinophyceae; Syndiniales; Amoebophryaceae
Source: the annotation of a GenBank genome assembly
CCAAGGUUUACACUGUUGACCAUUGCCAGUUCAGGCGGGAAUCCGGAGAUUUUAAAGUAUUUGAUCGAGCAUUGCGAUGCUUCAGUGAAUAACGCAGUGGUUGGUCCUGGAGGCUUUCUUCGUUGUAACGGACAAGUGGUAGUGCAUUAUGACAAAGAUGUUGAAAAUG